This is a messenger RNA of Protomyces lactucae-debilis, 828 nucleotides long. RefSeq names its product tRNA-splicing endonuclease subunit sen34. Gene Ontology annotation, molecular function: nucleic acid binding; tRNA-intron lyase activity. Gene Ontology annotation, biological process: tRNA splicing, via endonucleolytic cleavage and ligation; tRNA-type intron splice site recognition and cleavage. The transcript has 2 exons. Lineage: Eukaryota; Fungi; Ascomycota; Taphrinomycetes; Taphrinales; Protomycetaceae. Gene Ontology annotation, cellular component: tRNA-intron endonuclease complex. The record is from RefSeq and is a predicted model, not a curated record. The coding region runs from base 1 to 828 and encodes 275 amino acids.
AUGACCUCUCAUCAUGCUGACAUUGUCAUCCAUUGCAUCGCAGGUCAGCUCCUCAUCUUUGACCUCUCUACUGUCCAGCUGCUUCGAGAACAAUACCAGAUAUGCGGCGUCCUAGGCGGCACGCUCUUUCAAAUUCCACAGCAGAGUGUCUUUCUUGGCCUGCCACUCCAGCUCAUGCCCGAAGAAGCCGUCUGGCUCGUUCGUCAUGCUGGUGCUAUUCUGGUGGACGACGCAGCGGCGCAUAGAAAGACGACCGAAAAAGCCAUUGAGCGUGAAAAAGCAGAAGCAACACGCACGCACGCUUGGGCUGUACGGCGUGCUGUUUUGGUUGAACGCGGGUUGACGCAGGUGCUUGAACGAGAGGAAGCACAACGUGCUAUAACAUCUACAAAGUCUGUCGAGACCGAAGCAUUGCCAGUGCAAAUUGAUAUGGCAUCAUCGCCCAUCCUUCUCGAUCAGGCUGCAGUGUCCACGUGUACGCUAUCACUGGACUCUCCUGCAUUUCCCAAGAUCAAUGAGCGACAAUGUGCGUUGUAUACGCAUCUGCAUCAUCACGGCUACUUUAUGACACCAGGUCUUCGGUUUGGUGGAUAUUUUGUCGCGUAUCCAGGUGACCCGCUACGCUUCCAUUCGCAUUUCCUAGCUACAGGCUUGGCAUACGAUGAACCGUUCCAAGUGAUGGAUCUUGUUGCUUGUGGCAGAUUAGGAACGGCAGUGAAGAAGGCCUGGCUGAUUGGCGCGACACGGCCGGCUCAAGACGCAAAGGACAAGAAUGAAUCAGAGAAAGAAGCAUACAGCUGCUUUACUAUACAGUGGGCAGGGAUGUGA